UAGGGCUAGGGUCCUUUUCGCCAGUGGAAGGUGCACUCGGAGCUGGGGGUCGUUUUCCCGUCGCCGAGACACCGCAAGGUGCUGUGCCGCUAAGAGACAAUGGGGGGCAAGACAAGUGCGAUUGCAGCCGGGGUCUGCGGGGCCCUCUUCGUUGGUUACUGCGUCUAUUUCGACAGGAAAAGGCGGAGUGACCCUAACUUCAAGAACCGACUGCGGGAACGUAGGAGAAAGCAGAAACUUGCUAAGGAUAAAGCUGGUGUUUCCAGGUUGCCCGAUCUAAAAGAUGCUGAAGCAGUUCAGAAAUUCUUCCUUGAAGAAAUUCAGCUGGGAGAGGAAUUACUAGCACAAGGAAACUAUGAGAAGGGGGUGGAUCACUUGACGAAUGCCAUUGCUGUUUGCGGACAGCCUCAGCAGUUACUACAGGUCCUACAGCAGACGCUUCCCCCACCAGUGUUCCAGAUGCUGCUAACCAAACUCCCCACCAUCAGUCAGCGAAUUGUCAGCGCACAGAGCCUUGCUGAAGAUGACAUCGAGUAAGAGGGAUGACAAGCCAGGGUGCAAACUGCAGAGAGAUCCUCCCAUAUCUCGCCCAGCUCCACAGCGGCAGCCUCCAGGAGAACUGAAACUCAACAGGCAGCUUUGGUUCCGGGAGAAGUAGAUUAAUGAUUCCUCUUUUUGUAACCCUCGUUGAUGUAUUUGGUUUCACUUAUAUUUAUUAUUUUUUUCCAGACCUGGUAUUUUGAUACUUUCUAUCAGAUUGAGUGAAUGUUUGUCCCCGUCUUAAACCAUAUCAUUUGUUUUUAGACAACUACAGUCAUGCUGUAGUGCACCACGGUCAUAUAUGAUACUGUACAUAAGACUUGUACUGUAGAAUUUAUCAUGAAUUCACAACCCCUGCCUAUAAUUUGGGUGUCAUUAAACAGGUUAAUUACCUUC
Polyodon spathula (Mississippi paddlefish) is the source of this 936-nucleotide messenger RNA. RefSeq names its product translocase of outer mitochondrial membrane 20b (gene tomm20b). The record is from RefSeq and is a predicted model, not a curated record. The coding region runs from base 100 to 537 and encodes 145 amino acids. Gene Ontology annotation, molecular function: transmembrane protein transporter activity. Gene Ontology annotation, biological process: tRNA import into mitochondrion; protein import into mitochondrial matrix; protein targeting. NCBI's taxonomy places the organism in Eukaryota, Metazoa, Chordata, Actinopteri, Acipenseriformes, Polyodontidae. Gene Ontology annotation, cellular component: mitochondrial outer membrane; mitochondrial outer membrane translocase complex. The transcript is spliced from 5 exons.